AUGGGAUUCGAACAAUUUGGAGUUGAUAGUGAUUUCUCUAUCAACAGUGCAUCAUCUGCACAAUUAUAUCCACAGCAGCAACAGCAGCAACAACAACAUGGAUCAAUUAUGGAUUCUCUACCAUAUUCAUUCGUUCAACAGCAGCAGCAACAGCAACAGCAGCAACAGCAGUCAGCACCAGCACCUCAAUUUGAGAAUGCAACAGAUCUCAAGAGAUGUCUAAGAUGCACAAAGAUAUACUAUCACAUGGAUUCAUUCAAUAAUCAAGCUUGCUCAUUCCAUAGAGACAAUUAUAUCAAGACUGAAGAGAGAUGGCUAUGCUGCAACAGAAUUGGAAGAGAGGCAUCACCAUGCUUCAGCACUUAUCAUCAGGAGGAUGAGAACACUACACAGAUCCUUCGUUCAAUGACUGUUGCCAAGCCAGAGGUGGUUCAGAACAGCCCACUGUUCCAGAAUCUAAACUUUGGCUACGUUGGCGCCGAGAAGAUCUUGUACGAGGGCGUCAUGAAGAAGCAGGGCAAGCGUCUGGGCUUCUGGGAGCGUCGUCGCUUCCGUCUCACAUUUGGCACACUGAUCAACUAUCACGACGAGUCGGACAAGGUCGUGCACCGUGUCUUCCAACUGGGCGACAUUGCCAUCUCGUUCAAGCGCAUGAACACUGACGAGGGCGAUCGCAUCUGUCUGAUCAUCAACGAUGGCCAGCGCAACCACAACCUGUACUCGCCCGUCGCCGACCAGACCGAGGCGUGGAUCGACUGUCUGCACACACAGAAGAAGUUCUUUCUGCAGUCCAAGUCCAACCAGAAACUGUUGCAGACCUCCGGCUCUGGAUUUCAGACACUAUCACUCUCUCCACCGAAUCCUCAUCAAUUCCUGUUGCACUACCCUUCUCUGAACCCCAAUGCCAACAUCAAUGCCAACAACAACAACAAUGCCAACAAUGCCAACUUUUACUCUGGAGAGUCUGUGGCGCAGCAGCCACCUCAUCAGCAGUCGGGUGUGGCGGCACAACAGCCAUUCCCAAUCAUCAACAACUACUUCCCACAGCCGCCUCAGAUCAUUGACGGCGUGAUCACCAGCACCAGUGGCGACAAUGUCCAAUGGAUUCAUCACAGCGUGCAGAGCAGCGACACGCUGGCUGGUCUGGCCAUCCGAUACAACACCACGAUCGAUGUGAUCAAGCGCACCAACUUGAUCAAGAACGACACGUGCAUCACUCAUCAGACACUGCUCAUCCCCGUGUCGGGCAACAUCAACCUGUCCACGCAGGCUCCCACCCCCAUGACGGAGGAGCAGCAGCGCAGGAAGAUGAUCCAGUUGCUAUCAGUGUCUGAGGGCAUCUCCAAGGAGGAGUCGCGAUCCUAUCUCUCCAACAACGACUGGGACAUCAAGCGCGCCAUCAAGGAGCUCAAGGAUGACCUGGACUGGGAGUCCCAGCAUCCAUUUGUACAAUAG
Messenger RNA from Acytostelium subglobosum LB1, 1455 nucleotides. RefSeq lists its product as hypothetical. The coding region runs from base 1 to 1455 and encodes 484 amino acids. The record is from RefSeq and is a predicted model, not a curated record. NCBI's taxonomy places the organism in Eukaryota, Evosea, Eumycetozoa, Acytosteliales, Acytosteliaceae. The transcript has 2 exons.